AUGGCCUAUUCACUUCUUUCUGAUUUGGAUGCUACUCGCGAUGACUGGCUGAUUAGAGUCCGAGUCUGCCGGCUUUGGGAAAUGAUUAAUCACAAGCGCAGCCCAGACAUGAUAAGCCUUGACAUGAUACUAAUUGAUAAAAAGGGAACAUUGAUGCAUGCAAUAAUCUUGAUGAACCAAGUCAAUAAGUUUCGUGAUAAGUUGAAGGAAGGAUCUGCAGAUGAUAUCGUCCAUAUCCCUCAGAAUGGUUUUCAGUUUAUUCAACCAGAAAUUAUUCGCUCAAGGAUCAACAACAACAUUCUCUUGUAUGAUGUUGUUGGAUGCUUAUGCGGAAUUGGUGAUAUAGAAAGUGUGGGUUCAAAAUGGCAGAAGCGCGACAUACACAUUCUUACCGAUCUGGAGGACCUGACUAUCAAAUCUAGAAUAACUUUGUGGGAGGACCAUGGCGAAUCAUUUUAUUCCUAUGUAUAUCCGAACGACUCUGGACCCUAUAUUGUCAUUUUCACUGCUACAACGGUCAAAGAAUUCAGAGGCGAACUAACUUUUUCCACCACCGCUGCAAGUAAAAUUUAUGUCAAUCUUAAAAUGGACAACGUCACCGCCUUGCUUCAUAAGUUCUCAAAGAAGUCAGCUGAUGUCGUAACUAUUGCGAGUGGAAACUCAAGUAACGUUUCCAGUGCACAAGCUAUGUUUGAAAAUAGGAUGACUAUUGUAGAGUUAUUAGAUUCUGAAUGGACUCCCGACAUAGAGGAAUGUGUAGUUACACUCUUCGCGCUAAUCACUGCAAUAGAGAAUUUCUUUGAUUGGUAUUACAUUUCAUGUAACUUAUGCAACAAGAAAGUUGAAUCUUCAAAUGGUGUCUACACAUGCCAGAAGUGCAACAAACAAUGUGACUUACAAUUGAUUAGAAUGGUUUUUACGGUACAAGGUAAAGUGAUAUUGGAAGAUUUAACUGAACAAACAGACUUCAAUGCGAAAGGAUCAAACACAGACUACUCUAAAGAACUUUCUGAUGAAAGGGACGCUUCCAUUUCCAAACAAAGAGUUUAUUCAAGAAAGUUGAAGAAGCGAAGGAACUUAUUUAUAGCUGACACUGAAACGAGUGAUGAUGCUAACUUCCAAGGAGAUGUUAUUGUUGAAAACCGCAAAAACGGGCUCCAAAGGAUCACUGAUUUACACCCAAGUUUCAUGUCAAUGACUUACCCAUUAAUACACCCAUACGGUGAAGAUGGAUAUAGACUAGGAAUACAAUUGGUGUCUCAAAGCCAAAAAAAUUACACACGCGAGCACAUGACAAUGAGACAAUAUUAUGGAUACCGCAUACAACAACGGCUUAAGGAGGGGCACACACUUAUACAGGCUGGAAAGUUACUGCAGCAGUACAUUGUGGAUGGUUACAUGGCGAUUGAAGAGGAGUGA
Molecule: messenger RNA, 1419 nt
Organism: Solanum pennellii
Lineage: Eukaryota; Viridiplantae; Streptophyta; Magnoliopsida; Solanales; Solanaceae
Product: replication factor A protein 1-like
Exons: 9
Coding region: 1-1419 (472 amino acids)
Source: RefSeq, a predicted model, not a curated record